AUGGGGGAACUUUCCACGUUAAAAUAUCUAAAAUAUGGAGUUCAUCAGGGUUCAAUUUUGGGUCCACUUCUGUUUUUAAUUUAUAUCAAUGAUUUACCGAACUGCUUACAACACUCUACAGCACGUAUGUUCGCCGAUGAUAUUAACAUCACAGUGUCCGGUAAAUCAAUUAAGGAAGCUGAGGUGGCCGUUAAUGCUGAUCUCAAUAAUAUCAGAGAAUGGCUUCUAUCGAACAAGCUCUCUCUUAACCUUGUCAAAACGGAAUAUUUUUUGAUUGGAUCACGCCACAAUAUUAACACGUUAGAAGAACAACCGCGUGUUUUUAUUGGAGAUGAACCAAUUAAAGGGGUUCAAGUUACAAAAGCUCUUGGAGUCAAAAUUGAUCAAUUUUUAACUUGGGACAGUCAUAUUGACCAAAUUUCGAAAAAAAUAUCUUCUGGAAUAAGUGCCAUGAAAAAGAUAAAGGAUUUCACUAAUUCUGAUACUUUGAAGUCAGUCUAUUAUGGUCUUGUCCAACCCCAUUUCGACUACUGUUGUGAAGUUUGGAAUUCCAUUAAUAGAGGCCAGUCUGAACGACUACAAAAACUUCACAACAGAUGUGCUAGAAUUUUAAUGAACUUUAAAGAUGAGCCUGGGCAAUCUCAACUUGCCGUUGAUCAAUUAGGGUGGAUAAACUUGGAAGAAAGGCGAAAAAAUAUUAUGGCCCGGCUCAUGUUUAAGGUUGUCAAUAAUUUGACACCAUCGAGGUUCUCAUCAAUGUUCCAGAUUCAUCAAUGUUCCAUAUCCACAGUUAUAAUUUACGAGGUUCAAAUUCGUUUCUCGUUCUGCCACGACCAAAUACCGAGUAUGGCAGAAAAUAUUUUCGAUAUAGUGGGGUUAAAAUCUGGAAUAGCAUCCCUGAACAAGUAAGAAACAGCGAAUCUUUAAAUUCUUCUAAACGAAUUAGCUAUUUGACUACUGUACCAUUUGUUUUGUAAUAUGUAUUUUGUAUUCGUAGUUCUUAAAUCUUAAUAUUAUUACAAUAUUAGUGAUUUUGUAUUUUAUAUAUUUUUGUAACAUAAUUUAUCUACGCCCCACUUGGAAAGCAGCUCCGGUUGAAGUGGCCAGCGUAGUCAAAUAAAGUUUUAUCCUAUUUUAUGUUCAAUAUCAGAUUUAUCUUCAAUGUCGAAAGCACGUAGGUGUUGAAUGUCCUAAUUAACUUCAAUGUCGAAAAUAUGUUGAAUGUUCUGCAUGUUCAAUGUCAGAUUUAUCUUUAAUGUCGAAAGCACGUAGGUGUUGAAUGUCCUAUUUGACUUCAAUGUCGAAAAUAUGUUCAAUGUUCUGCACGUUUAAUGUCAGAUUUAUCUUCAAUGUCGAAAGCACGUAGGUGUUGAAUGUCCUAUUUACCUUCAAUGUCGAAAAUAUGUAGUGAAUGUUCUGCAUGUUCAAUGUCAGAUUUAUCUUCAAUGUCGAAAGCACGUAGGUGUUGAAUGUCCUAUUUUACUUCAAUGUCGAAAAUAUGUUGAAUGUUCUGCAUGUUCAAUGUCAGAUUUAUCUUCAAUGUCGAAAGCACGUAGGUGCUGAAUGUCUUAUUUUACUUCAAUGUCGAAAAUAUGUUGAAUGUUCUGCAUGUUCAAUAUCAGAUUUAUCCUCAAUGUCGAAAGCACGUAGGUGCUGAAUGUCUUAUUUUACUUCAAUGUCGAAAAUAUGUUGAAUGUUCUGCAUGUUCAAUAUCAGAUUUAUCCUCAAUGUCGAAAGCACGUAGGUGUUGAAUGUCUUAUUUUACUUCAAUGUCGAAAGCAUGAUAUACAUGAACAUUGGCGGUGAUAUGUAUGACACCAUACUUACGCACUGUCACGUACGUAGACUUGAAAUAUAAACCUGUGUUUCCUGUGUUGACAUAAAAUGUGGAGUAUUCUCAUCUCCGAUUGUAUAAAAUGAUAAGACAGGAUUGAAUCGAGGGAAGUUCUAAACUGACUCUCAAGAUGAACACAGCAAAGUAUAUCUUCCUCUUGUUCGUUGGAAUUUUCUUUUCAGAUUCGGUGUGAGUAUACCCAUUUUAACCUAUUUAGCUUUGUUUUAUUUGUCUUAUUUUACGGUAACUCCAUAGUCAGUAUAGCUGUGCAACCUGUACUAUAGUUAGGGACCAUGCAAAAUUUAUUUUUAUACGGGGCAGGAGCAAAAAGAGGACGGGCAUAUUUUUUGGAGCUGCAUGGAAGCGGGCUACAAAGAUUUUUUUCUGCCUUUGAGGCGGAGCAGACACUUUUCUCGAAUUUACCAUAUUUCUCCCAACUAAUCCAUUAAGCAGCAAUGCACCCAUGCCCAUGGCCAAAUGCACUAUUUUUUGUAUUUAAUAUGCAAGACCUAACUAAAUCCAAAUUACAUCGGGAAUUACAUAGUAUACCUGUUACGGACGCUACUAUAAUUAAUCUAAUUAUUUCGCGCCGUUUGUUGACAUUAGCAUAAUUAAUUUAGGGCCAGUCUUCGCGAGCGAGGCUUUUUGGAAAACUAUUGAUAUUCGUGAUAGAUAUACAAACGUAUCUGCUUUAAAAUCGCCAUAAGAUGUAAGUAUUUCUUUCAUUUUGACUUUGAAACACUUGAACUUGUUGUUAAUGAACGUUAUUUGUAAUUCUAUGUAGCAAACCUUUGUUUACGACCGAUAUUAGUCGAAAUACGGACAGAAUCGAGGACAGAAUGAUGCAUGGAUAUUUGAUAUGUACGAGAUAUUUGUCAUGAUGUACUGCUUAGAAUAGACUAAAUUUGAGAGUAAAUAAAGUGUAAUGACGUGGUGAUUAUUAUUUGAUAUAUAAACGACAUUCGGUUGGGUUCGUUCCCAACAUAGUUUGAUCUUUUAUGGAUGAAAUCUGUGCAAAACAGUUCGACGAACUUCGCGAUCGACGAAGUCAAUAAGCCGGAAGUGACAACGGUUUACGAAGGACAUCUCGGACCCGGAAGGUGUCGCGUGAGUACGCAGAAUAUUUAAAUGAAAUACAUUCCAAAGGACUAAAGCAUGAAUUAUUAAAACUUUCGCAAAUUAUUGAAGUAUCUACAGAGUCUUUAAAAACUUAUGAUUAUAGUAAUAUUGAGACUACAGAAAUUGAAAAAACUUUGGACACUAUACAUUCAAAGUGGGUUAAGUACCUCAAAGUGCAUGAAGAUUAUUCUCAGCUGAUUAAUAACACGCGUGACUUGGAGCGUCUUAGCAUCCAACGUCAAAGUCUCGAACGAAAAAUAAAUGAAUGUAAUCAACUAGCUAUUGGUCAACUUAACAAGAGCAUUCGCAGUUUACAGAGAGACUCAAAGUUUGAGAAUGGUCUUCACCUUAAGGAUGAUGAUAAACUUUCUGUGUCAGUACAAAGUAGUGUUUCCAUGUCAAGGUCGUCAAAGAGUAGACGUUCAGGGGGGUCCUCUGUGUCGUCUAGGGUGAAGACGGCGGCUCGUUCAGCAGAAUUAGCAAGGUUGAAACUAGAGCAGGCAGAGAGAAGAGCAAAAGCAAAGGAAAAACAAAUGCAAGAACAGAUAGAACGUGAGUUACAAGAUUUGCGGGACCAAGCAGAGUAUUCUCAGUUAGAAGCCGAACUUUUGGCAGCCGAUCAGGCAGACGAAAGAUAUAGUGACUGCGGAAGCAUGCGUAGUUUAUCAAAGGUUGUAGCUGGUAACAGGGUUAAUAUGAAGGUAGAAGUAAAAAAUUCGACACCACAGGACAGAGCUUUCUACAAGACAGUUCACCCCUCAACUCGGCCUGAGUUAGUCAAAUCGCCACCCGAGUCAGUGGUCGAUAGCAAGCAAGGGAUUGCGUCCCUUUCUGAGAAAUGCAAUGACACGGAGCCAUCUUCACCCGAGUUUAAACCAAGCGUUGACAAAACUAAACCUGAUUUAACAACUACAUUACUCAAAAUGAAUCAGCAAUUGGUUAGUGCCAUGAAGCAGGGAACCGAAACAACCACUGUUAUGAAAGCCAUGUUACAGCGGCAAGGGAUUCCGAAACCCCAGCCAAUGAAAUUUAGAGGUGACCCUGCUCAGUUUCCUGUUUUUAAGAAGCGGGUGGAGGUUUGGUUAAACGAAAGAGAGUUUGAUGAAAGAGAAAAAAUAACUCGUCUUCUCAGUUUCGUAGAAGGUGAUGCUAGAGACGCAAUUGAACAUUGUGAACUGAAAUCAAACGGUUUUAGUCAAGCCAUGAAAAUAUUAGAGUCUCAGUAUGGUCAUCCUUCUAGCGUAGUCAAGGCAUCCCUUAAACGAGUCACGGUGGGUCCUCGCAUUGAAAGGGGAGACAACAACUCUCUCGCUAAGCUCAGAAAUAAUUCACGUUCCUGUUUAGAAGUCUUAAAGGACAAUGAGAAUUACAAACACGAAAUUAAUGCAUCAUCUAAUGUUGAAAGAGUUGUUGAUCGUUUGCCAAUGCACAUGCAGAUAGAGUGGGUAAAGAAACUUCCGAAAAUUCGUGAUGAAACCAAAUUGAACCCCACAUUACAGCAUGUUCUAGAGCUAGUAGAAAAACAACUCAGAAUCAUGAACGAUCCCCAAUAUGGACACAUUUUGACUACAAAGAGGAAACCAAUUGACCCCAAGAACAGGCUACCGAAACCAUCACCUAAACCACCACUUCAGAAUCAGAUCUCGACGUUGACAACAAACCUCGAAAACUCCGGCCUUUGUCCGUGUUGCAAGGGUAAACAUUCACUCACAAACUGUGACUCCUUUGUUAAGAAAACAUCUGAAGAGCGAUGGGAAAUCGUAAAGAAUUUAAAGCUUUGCCAUUUAUGCCUUGCGUCGGGACACAUGAAGGCCCAGUGUAUAUCAACCACCAUUUGUAAAUGUAAAGCUACCUACAAGCAUCACCCACUCCUUCAUCGAAGAAUUUCGCCACCAAAGGAUAACUCUAAAUUCCAGUCUAAUGAUCGUGAAUCCUCCAAUACCACUCAAAGACAACCAGAGAAAGACAAAGAGAAACCAGAAACAGCUGGAUCUGAAUCACCCAAAUCCAAAUUUGGAAAGGACAGUCAACAAGAUUCGAUGGCAUCUUAUACGACAAUGACGCAAGGAAAGGAAAAUCACGUACUUUUACACGUUGUACCUGUUAAAGUGUUAACGAAGGAUGGAAACUCGGUCACGACAUAUGGACUACUUGACAAUGCCAGCCGUGGAACUAUUGUUGAUGCGAAAUUGGCAGAGAAACUGAACGUGAAAGGAACUAAACAGUCAAUCGCCGUUACAACAGUGCUUGGAACACAGGAAUGCGAAUUUGAAUCAGGCUGCAGAAGCCGCAGAUUCUGA
Messenger RNA from Paramuricea clavata, 5253 nucleotides. NCBI's taxonomy places the organism in Eukaryota, Metazoa, Cnidaria, Anthozoa, Malacalcyonacea, Plexauridae. The record is from the annotation of a GenBank genome assembly.